AUGCCUUACUCAUCAAGUUCGCACGUCCCUCUGCUUCCUUCAGAUGCGCGGCAUAAAUUACAACUCCGAAAAUGUUACAAUGAAUCUGCAAAUAUAGGAAAAACGGAUGUGAGGCGACCUCAUGUACGUGAUACAGAGCAUGAUCCUUCCUUAAGACUUGGCAUUAAACGAAGAUACAAUUCUCGCGGUAGCAGUAAUGUAGUCAACUAUCAGCCGGAAGAACACAAACGAGUCAGAAAGUCAAGUCCCAAUUAUGGAUAUCCUAGUACAGAAGGUCACAAUUCUGAUGAAGAAUGGCAUGUGGGCAUAAAUAAAACUAUUCCUCGUAAAGUGACAAGUCUAUCCAGAAAUCCUUCAAUAAGUGGUAAUGUUCGACCACUACAUGGUUAUGGUAAUCGGUUUCAUGGUUAUGAUGCCAGUCAAACAGCUGUAUUCAAUAAAUUUAAAAACUACAAAAUAGAUUUUAAUAAUACUAACCAAGAUCUGAAUAACGAACAAUUACUCAUGAUGUAUUACAAUCAUAUGUAUCAACAAUACUACAGAACGUAUACAGCUACUGCUCUAUCAUUGUCAAAUUACCCGAAUGCUGAAUUACUACCUGCCAUGGCGGCUGCAGCAGCCGCUGCUAACAAUUCAGGUAUCCCACCGGAUUUGACCUCUUUAGGGUCUGUGUUAUCUGGCAAUAAUAACACUUACGAUUUCCCCAAGCAUAGUCGCCAUGUGGAUCUACGUGGAGGCCGGCCAAAAAAGUAUCAUAGACAUGAGUCGUCAAAUGUUUCUUCCCACUCACCUGAUGAACACCGACAACAUUCACAUUCACGCACCUUCCGAUCUAACAGAACAAACGAAUCUUCUCGUUCCUCUGCAAAAGACACAAUUGUAAAGGCAAGAGUAUUCAAAAAAGGCGAAUCAUCACCUGUGGAAGCGAAGAAAUCAGAGUAUAUUUCUGGAGAAAGUGAAAACAGUGAUCAUGAUCAUGCCAAUAAUGAGCGAUUUCAUGAUGAUGAUGAUAAUAAUAGUAAUAAUAAUAAUAAUAAUAACUCUGAAAGUGAAGACGACAAGAGUCAACACAAAUCAUCUAGACGUGUUGUCCAUAGACGUUCAACUGUUGAAAGUGUAUCAAACAAGCAAAAAGAGGAAUCAGUUCAUGCAGAAGAUAGUUCCAAAGUAGUCACAUCAAAUACCCCUGAUGUUGUUGCUGUUGUUAAUGAAGAUGAAUCUAAACAGUCUUGUUCAGGUGGUGGUAACAAUGAAGUCAGUACUACAGAAGUAGUAUCCCCAAAUGAAACUGAAUCCGUUGAAGAAGGUGAGGCUAAAGAUGAUGAUACUUACGGUGAAGAUAGUGAAGAAAAUGAUGGUGUACUUGAAGAAUCCUCUAGUGAUGAAAAUGAUGCAGAUAAUUCACAUGAAACAGUAAUGAGUUCAAAUCAACAAAGACAAAAGAAACGUCAUAGUGGUUCAGAAUCGAAAUCUAAAGUACAAAAAGCUUCCACAUCGUCAAGCUCUAAUCGUAUUGUAAAGGGUGAAGGCAGAAGGCGGCACGUUGAAGUUCUGUCUACUGAUACUUUACUUCCUACAUCGACUGAGUUUGAACAUGAACGUGGAGCACUUUUGCCUACACCAGUGGAUGUGGAUAGACGGCAUCCAAAAUUUCGUAAUUCUGGUGAUCUUUCAUUGUUUCCUACAACGCCUCAUAUUCCUAAUGUUUUAGAGGCUGCAGCAAUUAUGUCAGGUCUAUGUCCAUCUUUAUUUCCAUCUGUAAAUCCAUCUGUAAAUUUAUUGAAUACACUAAGAUGUCCUCCUAAUCCUCUUGAUUUUGCUCCACCUUUUUGUGAUUUAUUCAAUUUGCCUAAUCCACUUGAAAUUCAAAAACAGAUUAAUAGUUUAAAGUUGAACUCACAUCCAUUACCAGACGACUCCUCUGAAUCUAAAUCUAAGUUGAAAUCUGGACGAAGUAAACAAGAAAGUUUGAAAGUGAAAAGUGGUGGUGAUAUCAGAGACAUACGUUGCUCUGCAUAUAAACACUAUAAUUCAAAAUCUCAACGAAAGCAAGAUGAUUCAUCUGAGUCUGAGAGUCAUAGUUCCUCAGGUUCUGAUUAUCAUGCUAGUGUUGUGGUGCGUAAAUCUGCUAAUAGACCAUUACCUUCAGAAAAGUGUCUAAUUAAUGGACCAAAAAGUAAACAUUCAGGGAAAUAUUCAUCAAGUCGGAAAGUCAAAGAGAGGAUAAGAAAAGAUGAAGUAGUUUCAGAAACGAAUUGUAACAAGCCUGUUUCACGAGUCCCACGAGGUCCACGAACACCAUCUAGUCCACCAUUAUCCUCUCAAGAUGAAGAUGACUCUGUUGGUACUUAUUCACACUAUGAUUUAUCUCGUGAAUCCUGCUCUAGAAGUGCUCCGAAUAAAACACGUCGUCAGAAUGAAAUAACCACUUCCAUAUCAGGUCAUUGUUUAACAUCAUCGAAUUCCGAUGAACAUUCAUCUACGCGGAGACCUACAGUGUGUACAAAUCUCCAAUCAACUAGCAACAGGUCUUCUAAACCUCGUUCUUCAAACCAUCCGAAUACUAGAGGACUACGUGCUCGAGAAUCCCGUAGCUCUAAUUGUUCCAGAUCAUCAUCUUCUGAAUCUACUUCUCGAUCGGGUUCUUGUGAAGCAUCAAACAUCAAUAGUACUUCAGUUGAGAAAAAAUCUAGGAACAGAAGUGCUUAUCGCCAUGAUAUUACACAUUCCAAUGUUGGUAAUUCCUAUGAAAAUACUUCACCAAAUCAAUCGUCACAGUUCACACAUUUCCGUAGGGAGGAUACUGGUGAUAGCAGCGAUAGUUCGGAUCAGAGGAGUCGUGCACUACCUGCAGCUUAUGCAAAUCCUCAUCACACCGAUCGACAUUCAUCACAUUCAUCUGAUGAUAAUCAACCUCCACCAGCAGUACCUUCACCGCGUAGUUCGUCAUGUUCGUCCUCAUCAUCAUCUCGUUCAUACCGCCACAUUCGCUCUAGUUCUAGUAUUCCUCCAGAAGAUAACAAAUCACAAAAUAUAAGCAGAUCUCCCUCUACAUGUCGUUCGUCAUCAUCUCAGUCACAACGUGUAGCAGGAUCUGCUUCAUUGAACUCACGCCGACAAGGUUUCAAACCGAACUCGAAAUUAAAUAACAGUGAUGAUCGUAAUCGGAAAUCCCGAUCAACAAAAGAAAGAAACAAAUUGUCUGCAUCUAUCUGUGGUAGAAGUUCUGAUUCUGGUGAUGAUGAUGAUGAUGAUAAUGUGAGAGAAAGAUUGGAUCCAGCUAGAAGUUAUCGUAAAUCCUCAUCAAAUCUUAAGGACAUAUCUUCUGAAGAAUCGUCUACUUUAAGACGUGGAGAUGGUGAUUGUUCUGCUGUUUCUGAAGACGAAAGUUCUUCGACUGAUAAUCGAAGUGCUCAUCGGCAAUCCUCAAACUCUCGUUCCCGCACCCGUUCUCGUUCUCCAUCCUCCUCUUCAUCUAACACUUCUUCAAGAAGCACUGAUCGUAGCUAUUCGAAUCGCAGGAACAGAAGAAGUUAUGUAGAUUCAAAGCGCAAACCAUGUACUCCUGAUUCUUCUUUCUCGGAUGCUCGUAAAUAUGGACGCACUAAGGAUAGGAGAUAUGACCACACGGUUGAAGAAAAACAUUUUACCGCCAACCGUAAGCGAGCUCUUCUCUCCCCGCCAACAAAUACUAAACCGCAGAAUAAAAUGUGGGGGUCAAGAAAAACUUAUGGAGAAGAGGUGUCUAGCCUACCGUCUCGUCAUCCUCAACUUUCUAAUUCACACCACCCACUGAAUAAAAACACCUUUCACGGACAGACCACUUCAAAGACAUCAGGUCGUACCAUGAUUCAAAAAAAUCGAAGAGAAGAAGAAAGUUCAUCCUGGUCAACAGCGACAACAACAACAAAAGCUGCAGCACACGAACGUCGUCGUCCACAAGAUGAACUACAUCAACACUAUGGUGGAUCUUUUAAGGCUCGUACUAUGUACAGUGAUAUGAUUGAUAAUCCAUCCAGACUAAAAUCGCGAUAUAAACAUUCAACUAACAACAACCACAGUGAUAAUUGUAAAGAUGUUAAUGGCAUUCGACAGAAUUACACUACUAGAGAUUAUACUGCUAAACAAUCACAUAUCAAGCCUAAUAUACACGAUUCUAAACUUCAUUGGUCUAAAAGUGGGAAUACACGGGAUUUUCGUCAGCCUAUUGGUAACUCUCCAAGUCGUUCGCCUAUCCAAAGACCAAGAAAACAGAUUGCAACAACGUCAAACAGUAGUCAUCAUCACCAACAACAACAGCGGCGUACACACAAGGGGCAAUCAGAUAUUGUCUGGGAACCCGGUCCUAAAGGUGUCAAAAAGGUGAAGAGGUAUCCCAGUAGAGUUUCUAGUUCCAAGGCUCUUUUGAAGACACCUAGAGAAGAGUCGCGACGUGUGGAUCGUCGAAGUCAACGUGAAUCUACCAGAGGCUCUGAAACACAGAACACUGGAUCUUCAAGUAGUUCAUCGUCUGCUGAAGAGGAUGAUGAUGAAGUUGUAGAUGAUGUCGAUGGACACCUUAUCUACAGUAUUGGCGAUAGAAUAUUGAAUAGAUAUGAAAUCGUUAAAACUCUAGGAGAAGGUACUUUUGGAAAAGUUGUUGAAUGUAAAGAUCAUGCGCAAAAUCGUCGUAUCGCUUUGAAAAUUAUCAAAAAUGUAGAUAAAUAUCGUGAAGCUGCAAUGCUUGAAAUAAAUGUACUAAAUUUCUUGAAUGAACGUAGCACCAAUGUUGAACAUUUAUGUGUAACCUUAUUGGAUUGGUUCGACUAUCAUGGGCAUAUAUGUUUGGCAUUUGAUAUUCUUGGAUUAUCAGUAUUCGAUUUCUUGAAAGAAAAUAAUUAUGUUGGUUAUCCAAUGGAACAUGUUCGUCAUAUAUCCUAUCAAUUAUGUCAUGCUGUUCGCUUUCUACACGAUAAUCAAUUAACGCAUACAGAUUUAAAACCGGAGAAUAUUCUCUUUAAAAAACGACGUCAUGAACGUAUGGUCAAGUGUUCUGAUAUACGUCUGAUUGAUUUUGGUUCAGCGACAUUCGAUUACGAUCAUCAUUCUACAAUUGUAUCAACACGACAUUAUCGUGCACCUGAAGUCAUUUUAGAAUUAGGCUGGUCUCAACCGUGCGAUGUUUGGUCAAUUGGAUGCAUUAUGUUUGAACUGUACACGGGUUAUACGCUUUUUCAGACCCAUGAUAAUCGUGAACACUUAGCUAUGAUGGAACGUACUUUAGGCCAUAUUCCUUAUCGUAUGACUAGGAAAUCACGUCGAACGAAGUACUUUGAUACUUCUGGUAAUCUGUUAUGGGAUGCACAAUCACGUGAAGCCAAAUAUGUCUUGACGCAUUGUCGACCGUUCCGGCGUUAUUGUAAAGAUGAAAGUCAAGAUACACUGGAUUUAUUCGAUCUAAUGUCUAAAAUGCUGGAAUAUGAUCCAGCAGAUCGUAUUCCAUUAUCUGCAGCGCUUACACAUCCCUUCUUUUUACACUUACCUUCACAUCAACGUUUAACAUAUACAAAUCCAUCGGAUACACUUCUACCCCCUAAUGAACGUCGUACAUCUGGUUCACGUAGUACUAAUCAACCAACAACAACAGGUACAAAUGGAUCCUCAUCUUCAUCAUCAGUAUCCUCAGAUGUUAAACGUAAUCGUUAG
Messenger RNA from Heterobilharzia americana, 5685 nucleotides. The record is from the annotation of a GenBank genome assembly. NCBI's taxonomy places the organism in Eukaryota, Metazoa, Platyhelminthes, Trematoda, Strigeidida, Schistosomatidae.